UUGUUUAAAAUGUCGGCGUUCAUGGAGGAAACAAAGUGCCUGUUGCCCCGCAUCGCCUUCAUCGCAUGCGGCUGCUUUAGUCCGCCCACGCCGAUGCACCUUCGAUUGUUUGAGAUAGCCAGGGAUCACUUUGAGAUGCAGGGGACGCACAAGGUGGUGGGCGGCAUUAUCUCGCCCACCCAUGACUCAUAUGCUAAGAAGGGGCUGGCCUCAUCGCUGGACCGCUGCGCUAUGGUGAAAUUGGCCGUUCAGAGCUCCAGCUGGGUACGCCUAUCCGACUGGGAGGUGCACCAGAGCCAGUGGAUGCGCACACAGUCCGUUCUGCAGUACCACCAGAACUUCAUGAACAACUACGUCAACUGUUCCUCUGGUGCUGGAGAUGCAGAGCCAAACGGCGGUUCCCUGCCCGGAUGGCUUCCCAUUUCGCUGCGAGAGCGCACUGAUCCCGUGCACCUAAAGCUGCUGUGCGGCGCCGACUUGCUGGAGUCCUUUGCCGUGCCAGGUCUCUGGGCAGAUUCCGAUAUUGAGGAUAUUGUGGCCAACCAUGGUCUGGUGGUUAUUACUCGCUGCGGUUCCGAUCCCCAUAAGUUUAUAUUUGAAUCUGACGUCUUAACCAAAUAUCAGCGGAACAUCACGCUGAUUACGAACUGGGUGCCCAAUGAGGUGAGCUCCACGCUGGUGCGACGUCUUCUGAGUCGCGGGCAGUCGGUGAAAUAUCUGAUAGACGACUUGGUGCUGGAGUACAUCAAGCGCCAGCGAUUGUUCAACGUUAAAUCCAGGCAGGAUGCACCAGCACCGCCCGAGGGCGACUCAUGACGCGUACUGCAGCAACAGCAAACGCAGAAGCCGCAGCCGAGGCCGCUCUACCAUCGUCACAAUCGGCACCUACCCCACCAGCACCACACGCAAAUAUCUCAAGCCCUUGCAAUGCAGUGGCGUCUCUUCAUGGAGUGUGAGUGAGCCCAAGCAGAAAAAACAUAAAGAAAAGUUCAAGUUCCUAUUAGCGAUUGUUUUGCAGUCUGGCUUUUGCAUGUAUAUAUAUACAUAUAUAUUUAGUACACUAUAUCUAUCUUAUUUAAUGUGGCUCCUGCCCCCUGUUCUUGCCACGAGCCUAACACCUACACCUGACCCUAUGUUAAUACCCGCAAUAUACAUACAUAUAUAUGGUGCUAUAAUUCUUGAGAUCCUUGGUGGUCAGUGUACGUAUCAAUUACUUACACCAAUAUUGCCGCUGGGCACUUCAAAUGUAUUCCCAUUAAACAAUAACCAAACCUUUGUUGCUGUUGUACUGACACGCCUGCCUAACCUCGUGGACUGUGU
Molecule: messenger RNA, 1320 nt
Organism: Drosophila obscura
Lineage: Eukaryota; Metazoa; Arthropoda; Insecta; Diptera; Drosophilidae
Gene: Nmnat
Product: nicotinamide/nicotinic acid mononucleotide adenylyltransferase 3
Exons: 5
Coding region: 10-816 (268 amino acids)
Biological process (GO): NAD+ biosynthetic process
Molecular function (GO): nicotinamide-nucleotide adenylyltransferase activity; nicotinate-nucleotide adenylyltransferase activity
Source: RefSeq, a predicted model, not a curated record